This is a messenger RNA of Xenopus laevis (African clawed frog), 1080 nucleotides long. Its product is annotated as probable G-protein coupled receptor 33. The coding region runs from base 1 to 1059 and encodes 352 amino acids. Lineage: Eukaryota; Metazoa; Chordata; Amphibia; Anura; Pipidae. The transcript has a single exon. The record is from RefSeq and is a predicted model, not a curated record.
AUGAAUACAACUACUGGAAUGACCUACACAUCAAUCAAAGCAGGCAAUUUAUUAUCUGCAGUGGCCUUACUUGUUUCCCUGCUGUUUGGACUGGUCUUGAACACCCUUUAUCUCUGGGUCCUCAGAUUCAGGAUGCGCAAGAGCAUCAACACCACUUGGUUCUUUCACUUGAUUUUGCCCAAUUUUGUGUUUACAAUCACAAUGCCAUUUCUUGCAGCAUAUAUGAUAAUGCUUCCCCACUGGAUAUUUGGCUCCUUCCUAUGUAAAUGCCUAAAUUCCCUGUUUUCUGUAUGUAUGUAUGCAUCUGUUUUCUUUCUCACAGUAAUCAGCCUUGAUCGCUACAGUUUAGUCUUCCACCCAGUCUGGUACAGAGGACACAUGAAUAAUAGCUAUGCCUCUGCCAUCUGUAUUUCUCUUUGGGGGUUGGCUAUUUUGUUUAGCUCCCCGUACUUAGUAUUUCGCCAGACACAUCUCCUGGAGGACAAUAAAACCACCAUUUGCUACAAUAAUUAUACUAUUUCUGGGUCAAUCUGGCAAGAGUCAAAAAUACAACUGAGAUGGGUCAUGUUCAGCUUUCAUCUACUAUUGGGCUUCCUACUGCCAUUUGCUGUAAUCACUGUUUGCUAUGUCAGAAUUGCUCUGAGGAUGAAGAAGGGAAAUCUGGUCAGAUCAAGUAAACCUUACAAGAUCAUAUUUAUAACGGUGGCAUCUUUCUUUAUAUCCUGGUUCCCCUAUCAUUUAUGGUAUGGAAUGAGAAUGACCAAUGAAGAAGGCAGGUUCCAUAAAACUACUUUGAGUAUACUGAUGGCCUUUAGCACAUGCCUGAUUUGUAUUAAUUAUUGUUUUACACCGCUAUUUUACUUGUUUAUUGCGAAGAACUUCAAGAAAUCAUUACGGAAGUCUAUACUGUUGCUCAUUGAGUCUGUAUUUAAUGAAACGCUUAACUCAUUGAACAGGAGUUUUGAAGACAAAUCAUAUGCCCCUUCCAGCUCUGCCGCAACUGAGAGAAACCAGGGAGAAGCAAUACAUGUGCCCGUUGCCUUUUCUGACAUUAAAUAGUGACACAUUGAAUGGAGGGUG